Molecule: messenger RNA, 5518 nt
Organism: Macadamia integrifolia
Lineage: Eukaryota; Viridiplantae; Streptophyta; Magnoliopsida; Proteales; Proteaceae
Product: putative disease resistance protein RGA3
Exons: 9
Coding region: 77-3574 (1165 amino acids)
Biological process (GO): defense response to other organism
Molecular function (GO): ADP binding
Source: RefSeq, a predicted model, not a curated record
UUAACCCAUAUCACACCUCUGUGUCUCCUACAUUGAACAGUCUCAUCCCUUCGCUACCUGCUUUGAAUUACCAACAAUGGUUGAGGCUCUUGUUUCCAAUGUCAUCCAGAAAUUGGGUGAGAUCAUCCAACAGGAGAUUGACCAAGAGGUACGACUGGUCGUGGAUGUGAAAAACGAUGUCGACAAGCUCUCACGCACUUUUAUGAAAAUCCAGGCUGUGCUUAACGAUGCUGAAGAGAGGCAAAUCAAGGAUAAAUCAGUGCGGCUUUGGUUACAAGAUCUGAAAGACGUAGCCUAUGACAUUGAUGAUGUCUUGGAUGAGUGGAGCACCGAAAUAUUUAUUAAAAAAUUACGAAUAGAUGAGGGAGUUCAUGAUCACCAUGCUCACCGCAUUAGCCUCCUCACAAAGAAGGUAUGUCCCCGCAACUUGUUUUCUCUUGGUGCUUGCUGCUUUCGUUUCAAGCAAAUUGGUCAGCGUCAUGACAUUGGUCAUAAGAUAAAGGAGAUAAAAGGAAGACUAGAUGAGAUAGCAAGUGAGAAAGAUAAGUUUAGUUUUAUUCAAACUACUACUACUAGAAAUGAAUUAAUUAUAGAUGAUGAGUCAAGGAGGAGGAGAUUAGAAACUAGCUCCCUCGUUGAUGUCACAGAGGUGUUUGGUCGUGACAUGGAUAAAGAUAUCAUAAUAAGCAAGUUGAUAAGUGAGGGCAGUAGUCCACAAGAUGAAAUGGUUUCUGAUCAUGUCCGUCCCAUGAUAAUCUCCAUUGUGGGCAUGGCUGGUUUGGGCAAAACAACACUUGCCCAACUCACCUUCAAUGAUGAGAAGGUGAAGAACCAUUUUGAUAAGAGAAUAUGGGUACACGUAUCUAAACCUUUUGAUAAAGAGAAGGUUGCCAUGCGUAUUAUCGAAGAAAUGGGUGGUGGUGGUGGGAACAAUAUUGUCUCCCAAGUUGGAGGAGGUGGUGGUCAUCCUAUUGCAUGGGACCUUGUGCAUCGUCAAUUGACUAGUUCUAUCCAAGGAGUUCAUUUUCUACUCAUCUUAGAUGAUGUGUGGAAUGAGGAUCGUAGUUUGUGGGAUCCAUUGUGGCUUUCUCUCAAAUGCGGUUCUCAAAGAAGUAGAAUUAUUGUCACAACACGAAACGAGAGGGUUGCCAUCAUGAUGGGCCGCACAACAUAUGUCCAUAGAUUAAGGGUAUUGUCUGAUGAAAAUUGUUGGUCGUUGAUGAGACAUUAUGCCUUUGAUGGAAGGCAAGAAAAAGAAUGUGAGAAAUUAGAAGAAAUUGGUAUGGAACUCUCGAAAAGGUGUAAAGGAUUGCCUCUUUCGGCAAAGACUCUAGGAAGUUUGUUGUGUUUCAAAGAGUCAAAAGAGGAUUGGAAAUAUGUGUUGGAUAGUAAUGUAUGGAAGGUUGUAUCAACCAUUGAUAAACCAGUCUUGCCGGCUCUGUUACUAAGCUAUAACGAUUUGCCCUCUCAUUUGAAGCAAUGCUUUGCAUAUUGUUCUCUUAUCCCAAGACAUAUUAACAAAAGUGUCACAAUCAGACAAUGGAUGGCACAAGGCUUUCUUGGUGGCCAUUUGACAACCAAAUGUGAUGAUUUGAUUGCAGUGGGUGAGGAAUACUUCAACCAUUUAGUCAUGCGUUCAUUUUUUCACAAAGGUGUCACAAACACAAGAGGUAUAAUAGAAUUUUUCCACAUGCAUGACCUCUUCCAUGACUUUGCCAAAUCCCUUGUAGAAAAUGAAUGCUUUACUUUGACGAUUAAAGAUACUAAUGCUCACGAAUUUGACUUUGGUAGAGCCCGUCAUUUAUCUCUAGUACUAGAAGAGAUAAACACGAUUCCUUCUUUCAUUCACAAGGCAAAGAAUUUGCGCACUCUUACAAUUUAUGGAGCACAUAUUCCUAAAAUUUCUUCUGAGUUAUUUGGACACUUAACGUGUUUGAGGGCUUUAUAUUUGUGCGGCACUGACCUUGAAGAGCUUCCAAGUGAGGUAGAGAAGUUGAUACAUCUAAGGUACCUUGACUUGUCCACGACAAGUUUUAAAGAACUACCUAAAGCAGUGGCCAAAUUGUACAAUUUGCAAAUAUUAUGCCUUAAUGGAUGUAAGAAUCUUUGUAAACUACCUGAAGGGAUUGGAGGAUUAGUCAAUUUGAUAGAGCUUGAUCUGGAAGAAUGUCGCCAACUAAGCUACUUGCCAGAAGGAAUUGGGAGGUUGAGCAAACUACGUGGUUUGUCAUACUUCGUUAUUGGUGGAGUGGAGAGAGGAGGAUGUAAGAUUGGAGAACUGAAAGAUCUCAACUUCCUCAAAGGUUCACUAAAAAUAAUAGGUUUGGGGAGAGUGGAAAAUGGAAAUGAGGCUAAAUUGGCAUGCUUGAAGAAUAAGCAACACCUUCGUGCUUUGUAUUUCUAUUUUAAUCAAUAUACUGGUGUUUCAAGGGUUGAUGAGGAUGCCGUUGAACAAUAUAUAGAAGGAGAAGCAGAAGAAGAAGAAGAAGAAGAAGAAGAAGAAGAAGAAGUUGAUGGUGAAGCUGAAACAGAAGGACGAGAAGAAGAAGAAGAAGCUGGUGUUUCACAUGUUGGUGAAAAUGUCGUUGAUGAAGAAGAGGAAGGUAAAACAGAAGGAGAAGAAGAAGUAGUUGAUGGAAGAGACAUGUUGUCGAGGAGGAUGGAGGAUGUGCUGGAAAGUCUCCAACCACAUCAAAACCUUGAGAAACUAAUAAUCGUGGACUACCCUGGUGCUGUGUUCCCAAAUUGGAUGUGUAGUCAUGAAAACUUUACGAAUUCCUCCCAUCUGGUUUUCUUGGAACUGGAUGGGUGCAUGAAGUGUAAGCAAUUGCCUCCGACUUUGGGGAAACUACCAUCUCUUGAAACCCUUGUAAUAGGUGGAAUGGAUAAAGUCAAAUUCAUGGGAGUUGAGUUUUUUGGAAUCGAUUUUGCAACAAGAAGUGACGGUGGGCUUGACACAAUAUUCCCAAAAUUGAAAGUCUUCCAGUUGGCUUCAAUGCAUAAUUUGAAGGAUUGGGAUCCAAGACUAGUACAGAAACAACAAGGGAAAGAGUUCAUCUUUAUGCCGUGUCUACAGUAUCUCUUUCUUUUUAAUUUGCCCAAGUUAAGGUCGUUUCCACAUCACCUUACCCAGGCUACAUCCCUGAGGAAAUUGUUCAUAUGGUACUGUCCAAAGUUGAGUUGGAUGCCAUCAUCUCCAUCCUCCCAUCUUCCUUUUCUACACAUUGAAGAGUUGAUUUUAAAAUGGGACACAGGUUCAUUUUCGAAGUCACUAAUACCAAACAACCACAUGUUUCUCCCUAACCUCAAGUUGUUGCUGGUGAGACAAUCACCUUUCUCGUCCUUACCUGAAGGCUUAGGGAAACUCACAUCACUUCAGAUUCUGGAUAUCCGAACAUGUUCUAAGAUCAAGUCAAUACCUGAGGGGGAGUUGCAGCAUCUCACCGCACUCCAAGUGUUGAACAUCAUGAGGUGUCCCGCCUUGAGGCGACGUUGCCAAAAGGAGAUAGGAGAAGAUUGGAGCAAAAUAUCUCACAUCCCAAACAUCUUCAUCGAUGGCACGAAGAUCAAAUGAGGAGAAACUUCCACAAUAAGAGGCAUUAUUGUUAAUGGAGGAAGGAGAAGCGGACAACAAACACAUCACAUACUUGAAAGUGAAGCUCAAACUUAAAAUUUGGGGGUGACGACAACGAUGAGCACCUCAAUAGAAAUUUCACUUCCAGAUAUGUCCAUACAUCUCUUCACAGUUUGGGAUUUGAGGUGAAGAUAGAUAUCAGAGAGUUGUAUACCUAAUGUUGGACGGAAACGAACCAGGCCUCCUUCGCCACCACCUAUUUAGGGAGUUCAGAUUGAUCAGGUCAGCCUACUGUUUCUGAAGAUUUUGAUUUGCAUUGCAUAGACUUUGUGAAAGCAGUGGAGAUGGUAGAGGAGCACACCAUCUAAGUUGCACUAAUCACCAAAGGAUGAUUUGCCAGAAGAAAGAGCUCAUUUUCCACAUGAAUCAUAAUGGGGCUCAUCAACCCACAUUUACCUUCAACUUCUCCAAAGAACUUAGGUGAACAUGAAGAAAUUAGCUUUGAGGACAAUCACUUUUGUGAACUCCUCAGGAAUGGAAGAUCAUGCAAUCCAAUGAUCCUCGUAAUUUUCCUUCCAGUAUUUGAGGUUCAAGAUACCAGAGAAAAUCAGAUGUUCUACGCCAAAUUUAAGACGGAAAACGAACCUGACCUCCUUGGUCACCAUCUAGUUAGGGAGUUCAGGUUGAUCAGAAAAUUCAAGGUUUCCUGUGGGAGGAAGAGAAAGGUGAAUAAUGAACUACGAAGAAGGUACAUGACAUGAGCAUUCCGUGACAUCGAGGAAAUAUUUGAGACCCAAGACUGCAGUCUCCGCAUGGGUUCUUCCUUCAGUAAAUGAAAAGCACAAGAAAUAUAGGCCCACUGUUUGUGGUUUGACAAGAAGACUCAAACAAGGAAUUCAAUGUUGAAAAGAUUGUUACUCUCUUUAAAUACAGUUGAAGCAGAGGAAAUGGUAGAUGAGGAAACGAUCUAUGUUGCAAGCAAUAAUCUUAAGAGUUUGAGGAUGUCAAAAUUCUAUAGCAUCAAUGUCAAUGGCCACAUAUAUGGCCUUCUCUGUGCUGAUGUUGGUUGGGUCUGGUGGUGGAUCCAGGACGAUUUUCCAGAACCACAUCCAUUAUAUUGGGACUGAUCGACCCACAUGUACCCUCAACUUCUCCUAAGGUAGUUUGUGUGCUUGUUGACACAGCAAUCAUCUAACCAUCCACUACAUAUGGAUUCUAGGAGAAUAAACUUAGCAGAAAAGAAAAGUAAUGGUUAGCAAUGUUCCCGAAGAUGCUUAAUUCCAAAGGAUGCCAAUGCCAUUAGACGUGGAAUGCAAUGCUGUCCUCGAAUUGGUGACUAGAGAGGACUUCAAUCGAAAGCUUGAAGAGCAAGUAAUCACAGACAUAGUGAAGGUUCUGAAGGAGUUACUUGCAUUUCCAAGAUCGCAGACUUCUUAGAGAAAUUGACAGCUAAAUUGGAGAUAUCUUCUUCCACGAUCGAGUUCAGGGGUUCAAUUUCUGAUGAGCUUAUUGUUGAUGCUCAAGGUCGCCCAAGGUUUCAGUUUGUUCGUUGACAGUCUGUCUGCUGCUUUUUAGUCCGUCCUGCUGAUGGCAAUGCCGAAGGUGGGAGGGGGUAGUAUAGCUUCUUUGUUUUGUUUGGUUUUGUCCAGUUGAUGUCUGUACUCUAUUUUUUCAUGUAACAGAAGAUAUGGAUGAAACAGUAAAUGGUGGGAUAGUGUGGUACUGUCCAUGCAAUUGGCUACAGCUUUGAUGAUUCUCUGGGACAUACAGAAGGAUCAGAAGUUAAUUAUCAAAAUGGCCAACCAACUGAAACAUUUCCCUGACCCUUUUUUGGUGUACUAGUGUUUGGAGUUGCGAGCAUACUGUUGUUCAAUACCAUCAAUUUAUUCUUGUUGGGCUUUGAGGUAGUUUCAUCAACUCAUAUUGUGAAUCAGACUCUACCAA